Molecule: messenger RNA, 2891 nt
Organism: Phragmites australis (common reed)
Lineage: Eukaryota; Viridiplantae; Streptophyta; Magnoliopsida; Poales; Poaceae
Product: protein MLN51 homolog
Exons: 12
Coding region: 185-2275 (696 amino acids)
Biological process (GO): mRNA processing
Cellular component (GO): exon-exon junction complex
Molecular function (GO): mRNA binding
Source: RefSeq, a predicted model, not a curated record
AGUCCCGUUCCGUUCCGUUUCAGGAGCCCCUCCGCUGUCCCCUGCUCCCCCCUUCCUCUCUCCCCUACGGUUCGAAUUCUCUCGCCUCACAAAGCCAAACCCACAAGCGCACGAGGGGAAAAAAAAAAAAAUCUCACCACACCGCGCCGCGCCGUGCCGCGACCAAAUCUAGGGUUGGUCUGCUAUGGCCGACCCGCCGUCCCGGGACGCGCAGCCUGAGAAGCCCCCCGCGGCGCCGCUCACGCCGGAGCCGGAUGCUGCUGCGGCGGGGGCGAAUGGGGCGGAUGAGUUGGAUGAGGAGGAGUACGUGAGCGACCCCGACGACGCGCCGCUCCCGACGAUGCGGCGAAGGGAGGCCAGCGACGACGAGGGGUCCGAGGACGGGAGGCCCAGGGUGCGGAUCGGCCCCGAUCACGAUGACGACGGCCAGGGCGCCCCCGAGGCGUACGACGACGAGGUGGAUGACGACGAGGACGAGGAGUACUACGACGAGGAAGAGGAGGAGGAGGUGAGCAAGGGGUUGGAGGAGGAGUAUGAGGGGCGCGCGGCGGCGCAGCCCAAGGAGGGCGGCAGCGGUGGCAGCCAGGGGACGCGCGGGGAGGAGGGCGAGAAGGCUGAGGAGGAGGGGCUGGCGGAGGGGGAGGCCGAACCCGAGGCCGAGGGCGAGGGGGAGAAGGAGAAAGAGCCGUUUGCCGUGCCCACUUCCGGCGCCUUCUACAUGCACGAUGACCGGUUUCAGGAGGAGAACCGCGGCAGGCGCAGGCGAAUGUUUGGUGGGAGGAAGUUAUGGGAUGCUAAAGAUGAUCAAGCUUGGGUGCAUGACAGAUUUGAGGAGAUGAACGUGCAAGAUGAGCGCUAUGAAGAUAAGCGGAUGUCAAGAGGUCGUUUUAGAGGUCGUGGUGGUGGAGGUAAAGCACGAGGCGGUGGUCGUGGUUUUCCCAGAGGUGGAAAGCAACACAAUUACAAUGAAGAUGGGAACACCCAGAACCGCCCUCCAAAGGUCGUUAGAGGGAGAGGACCUCGACGUUAUGAAGUUGUUGCAAGGAACAGCAGAGAGUUUGUUGGAUCCCAACGAAAACAAACUGCAAGAUUUCGAGAACCUGCUUCAAUUGCUGCAGCAGCCAAAGAGUCUGGUCAAGUUUCACAUGCACAGCCAGAAGUUGCCCCUCCUAAAAAGAAUGUCAUCAGUUCAAGCCUAAAUUCUGCAUCGCCACCAUUUUAUCCCUCUGGUGCAUCCAAUCAAGAUUUUUCUGUACCAGCUCAAAGGAGGGACAUGCAAGCAGGAUCCAAUAAGGUCCUACCAUCUUCCACGAAGAUGGAUGAUAACUUAAAGUUACAAUCUGGUCCAACGGUUAGAGGGAAAACAGCUGUGGAUUAUGGUGGACGUGAUAGGUUUCAUUCUGAUGGUCCUGUUAGGUCAUUUCCUGGAAGGGCGGCGGCCACAUCGUUGAAUUCAUCAGGAUUCAUAUCAUCAUCAGUUAAUCCGGGCCAAUCCCCUAUUGUCAAGGCUUCAGGGGGGAAUUCAAGCAUGGGGAUUUCUUCAAAUAAUCAGCCCACUUCAUCACUUCACCAAACGUCGAGGAUUUCUACACAACAGCAAAGUCACACAUCAGUCAUGCACCAGAAGUCAGGCCAAGUGCCGAAUCAGUCUGCAACGAGAAUACCAACUCAGCAGUUGAGCCAUCGGACUAACAAUCCUUCACCAGCUGCUAAUCUACCUGUUAAAACAACUGAGAGUGAUGAGAAUGGUUCAUAUCACAGUCCGAAUAAUUCCAAGACAUCUUCUGCGGUGGUAAAAGCCAGUAACCAGGAAACUGGACGUGGCUCAUUUAUGUAUGGUGGAGCCCAAGUUAUUGGGGCUGCUGGCAUUUCCCAGGGCGAUCAAAAUUUUCCUGGCACUCCAGCUCUGCUGCCAGUGAUGCAAUUUGGGGGUCAGCAUCCUGGUGGUCUUGGAGUUCCUACUGUUGGUAUGGCCCUCCCUGGCUAUGUAGCUCAACAGCAGAUGGGGAUCAGAAAUAAUGAAAUGACAUGGUUGCCAUUAUUGGCUGGUGCAGCUGGUGCUUUUGGAGGAUCAUAUCCACCUUAUAUAGCCCUUGACCCAAGCUUUUACUCUAGACCUUCAGGACAGACAUCGUCGUCAGUUCCAUCCAGGGAACCUACUGCUAACAGAGGGUCUAAAUCUCCUCCUCGAAAUGGUGAGUUAUACUUCAUCUUCAUUCUGCAGAAAAGGAAUAAGUCUACCUCACCCCCUCAAGUAUUAAGAUAUUGGGAGUGAGGAGCUUGAUCAGCGCCAGAACAAGCCUAGGAGAUACUCAGAGAUGAACUUCAGUCAGUGAAUCACCAUGUAAGGUGAACUGCAUCUGAAUAAGCUGGUUAUGGCCCUACUUUAGCCCCGUUGUGAUCUCCAGUUUUGAUCUGGAGCACUUUGGGUGGGUUGGUAUCGUAAAUUAUGUUAGUUGGAUGUAUUUUGUGCCUUACUGUUAGUACUGUGCACUUGCCAGGUCUUAUAAAUGCCUGUUCGUGCUAGAGUUAUCUGAUGAGGUCACUUCACAGCAGAGCAGGGGUGGCAUUCAUUACUUGAAUUGUAGUGUUGCUCAAUUGUGAUGUGUCUGGAAAUGUCAAAUUUAUUGGCUGAGUCUGAAGAUGUUGGCGGCCCUUGAAGAAAGCUUGGAAUAAUGAUUUGCAUUGGUUGAUAAAGCUUGAAUUUUUUUUAGUACAUCUUGUUAGUGACUCCAGUUGGUGUCAGUCUACCCUGAUGUACCUAUCCUAGUGGUUGGCAAGACCAAGUGGCUUUAUUGCUGCAGUUUGUAUCUUUUGGAAUAUGUUGAAAUGUGGGUUUGGUUUGUGACUAUUUUCAGCUUGAAUGAGUGUAUUGAGUUAGUUUGGUUCCA